Messenger RNA from Benincasa hispida (wax gourd), 5263 nucleotides. Its product is annotated as Transducin/WD40 repeat-like superfamily protein. Gene Ontology annotation, molecular function: protein binding. The record is from RefSeq and is a predicted model, not a curated record. NCBI's taxonomy places the organism in Eukaryota, Viridiplantae, Streptophyta, Magnoliopsida, Cucurbitales, Cucurbitaceae. Gene Ontology annotation, cellular component: cytoplasm.
UUUGGGCCGGACUGGCCCCAUGACGAGGGGGAUUCAAUUACGUCGCUCCAUGUCAUCAACUACUUCGGCGAUAACGUAUUUCCGAUUCAGUCAUCUUCAACCGGUCACGGCCACGGCCACGGCCACCUAGCUCUGCCACUGUGUCGUCCUACAUGAAGAGCUCGUUCUGUGGCUCACUCGCUCUGUGUUUUCUUGCGAGUGCAACUACAGGGUGAUUUUCUUCGACUCACUGAGUCAUGAAGUGCCAGAGCGUAGCGUGCAUAUGGUCCGGCACGCCUCUGUCGCACAGAGUCACCGCCACAGCCGUGCUGAGCCGACCUCCGACUCUCUACACCGGCGGAUCCGAUGGCUCAAUCAUCUGGUGGAAAUUAUCAAUCUCUGAUUCCAGCACGGAAAUUGAACCGGUUGCUGUAUUGUGUGGCCAUGCUGCGACCAUAGCGGAUAUUGGCAUUUGUUACCCUGUUAUCUCGGGAACGGGUAAGACAGAUAUUUCAAGUAAUGCCGAGGUGAACUCCACUUCAGAAAAUUGUGGUGCACUAGUAAGUGCGUGUUCUGAUGGUGUGCUGUGCAUUUGGAGCAGGAGAAGUGGACAUUGCAGGCGCAGAAGAAAACUACCUGCUUGGGUUGGGAGUCCAUCUAUGGUGCGUACGAUUCCGUCAAAACCAAGAUAUGUAUGCAUUGGAUGCCACUUUAUUGAUACUGCUCAUUCGUCCGAUAAUCACUCAGUUGAUUCUGCUGAAAGGAUCGAGGUUUCAACUGACAGAGAAUAUCAACAUAAAAAGCAUUCCAAAUGCUCUGUCGUUAUUGUUGAUACAUAUACUCUUACCAUUGUUGAAACUGUUGUGCAUGGAAAUUUGUCUAUUGGUUCCUUGAAGUAUAUGGCCAUAGUCUCACCUUUAACGGGUGAGGGAAAUUAUUCAGCAGCUUUAGUUGAUUCAUUUGGUCGGCUGCAGAUGAUUUCAUUAUCUAAGGGAUCUGACCAAGUGGAUGAGGCGAGCUUUCACAAUAAUUCGCAAGUGGAUAUUCCUGUUUGGACUGAGGUUUUAAAUGAGAGAGGCCAGGUUGUGUCAGUUGUGACUCAACACAAUAUCAUUGCCUUUUUGUUGCCUGAUCGUUGUGUGUUUAAGCUUUUACUCAGUGGUCUCGUGGUUGGAGAGGUUUCUUUUACGGAUAGUAUUUUUGGCAUUAAUCAAGCUCAUGUUUCUGGAGCAAUGUUUCUUGAUGGUAGAGAUGAAUUGAAUAUCAUGAAUAACCAGGAAUGCCAUGAAACAUUUGUCGAGAAAUUUGCUGUGUGGAAUUCUGUAGGUCAUGCAGUUGUCUACAUGAUAUCAAUUACAAAUAAGAUAUUUGAAUACAAACCUCUUUAUGAAAUUCCUGCAUCUUGUAAUUCCUCAAAGGUGGGAUUGUCAAUAUCUUUCAAUCAACUAAAUCAGCAUUUCAUCCGCAUUGAAUCACUUAGCUCUCAGAUUGAAGAGCCUUUUCAUUGGACUUCUAAUAUUGCAAUCUGGUCACUACAAGAGAAACAUCUUAUACAUGGAAAAUUGUUGAAAUGCAGAAUGGUUGGUGAAUCUAGUUCAUUGACAGAAUGGAUUCCAGACGCUAUUUGCCACAGUGAAUUUGUAGGGAAAUAUGGUGUUGGAUCUGGGUUGAAAUCUGAUUCUAGUUCUGAAAGUGUAAAUGAUUUAUAUUUUGGUGACUGUAACAAUUUUGUACAGAAGGAACAAAUAAUAUCUUCUUCUAUGGUUAUUUCUGAUAGUUUAUCUACUCCUUAUGCAGUUGUUUAUGGUUACUCUAGUGGUGAUGUACAAAUUUUAAAACUCGAUUUGUUUCAAGGGUUGCCUUCUCAUAAAGGAAGUCCACACUAUGAAGUGAAUCAUCGUGUACCACAACUAUAUCUUUCAGGUCACACGGGACCUGUAAUAUGUUUGGCGGUUCAUCGGUUGGUGAGCGAAAGUAACGGACAAUUUCUAUUAUCUGGAAGCAUGGAUUGCACCAUUCGAAUCUGGGAUCUUGAAUCUGGGAAUCUUGUCAUGGUAAUGCACCACCAUGUGGCUCCUGUGAGGCAGAUAAUUCUUCCGCCUGCUCAUACCGACCAUCCUUGGAGUGAUUGUUUUCUUUCAGUUGGUGAGGAUUCUUGUGUUGCUCUUGCUUCCUUAAAGACUUUAAAGGUGGAGAGAAUGUUUCCUGGACAUCGCAACUAUCCUGAAAAAGUUGUGUGGGAUAGUCUAAGGGGUUAUAUUGCAUGCAUGUGCAGUAACCAUUCCAGUACUUCUGAUACUGUUGAUAUAUUGUAUAUUUGGGAUAUUAAGACGGGUGCUCGCGAGCGGAUUAUUCCUGGGACAGCAUCUCAGUCAAUAUUCGAGAAUUUUUGUAAAGGAAUUGGCAAGAGAUUUUCUGGCUCUAUUCUGAAUGGAAAUACCUCUGCUUCAUCUCUACUCUAUACAACAGUUGAAGAUGGGAAUCUUUCUGAUUCUCUUUCAAGCUAUGGUAAGUCCACUGAUACAUUGAAGGCAAUGGCAGAUUUGAGUAAUAAGGUAGAAUCACAUACAUCCAAUGGACAUGCUAGAAGACGGAAGUCUGCUAACUCAUUUCUAAACUCUCUCUAUAAUUUUGAGAGUGGAAAGCAUCCUAUCAAGUGCUCUUGUCCAUUCCCUGGGAUUGUUACAAUGAGCUUUGAUCUUACAGCAUUAAUGUCUUUCAAUCAGAAGUCUAGGCCAUUAGCAAAUAAAAGUAAUCUUCAAGACACUGCAAUUCCAAGGGAUCAGCAAGCUAGGAUGUCAAGUCCUAGUGCCAGGGAUAAGAAAAUGGACGAUUCUUUGGUCCAUGAAAUUUCAACUGAUUAUAGUGAAGAGCUUAACUGGAUUAGUUUGUAUGAAGAAUGUUUAAUUCGGUUUAGCUUGUCCUUUUUGCACAUAUGGGGUGUAGACAGUGAUCUCGACAAUUUGCUAGUAACUGACAUGAAAUUGCAAAAACCAGAGGGCUUUAUUGUGGCUUCUGGUUUGCAGGGGGAUAAAGGUUCACUAACAGUGUCAUUUCCUGGAAUGAAAGCUGUUCUUGAGCUUUGGAAGUCAUCCGCAGAAUUUUGUGCUAUGAGGUCACUCAUGAUUCUGUCUCUUGCUCAACACAUGAUUAGCUUGUUUCACUCAGGUUCAUCUGCCAGCAGUGCCCUGGCAGCUUUCUAUAUGAGGAAUUUUGUGGACAAAGUUCCAGAUAUAAAGCCGCCUUUACUUCAGCUUUUAGUGAGCUUCUGGCAAGAUGAAAGUGAACACGUACGUAUGGCUGCUCGUUCUUUGUUCCAUUGUGCAGCUUCACGUGCAAUUCCACUAUCACUAAGAGGUGGAAGAUCAACCGAGCAUGGAAUUUCAAGUGAAAUUGGAGAUAGUGACACUGAACUUGAUUGUUUGAGUGAGAAUUCUGAUUACAUAAUAUCAUCAGGCUGCAUUCCAAGAAGUGAAGAUGUUUCUCAGGUUGAGGAACUCAACAUCCGCACCUGGUUGGAAUCUUAUGAAAUGCACGAUUGGAUUUCUUGUGUAGGGGGAACGAGCCAAGAUGCAAUGACUUCUCAUAUUAUAGUUGCAGCAGCACUAGCCAUUUGGUAUCGCAGUCUUGUGAAGAAAAGCCUUCCAAUGCUGGUUGUCCAUCCAUUAGUGAAGUUGGUGAAGUCCAUGAACGAGAAAUACAGUUCCACUGCUGCAGAGCUCCUGGCAGAAGGUAUGGAGAGCUCAUGGAAGACUUGUCUGGGUAAUGAAAUUCCUCAUCUCAUUGAAGAUGUAUUGCUCCAGCUGGAAUAUGUGAGUGGUCCGUCUGCAAAUCAGUUAGUUCAAAAUUCAUCCCUUUCAAUGGGCAUUCGGGAAACUUUGGUUGAAGUUCUUCUCCCAAAUCUAGCAAUGGCUGAUAUACCAGGAUUCUUGACAGUAAUAGAGAGCCAAAUUUGGUCUACUGCAUCUGAUUCACCUGUUCAUCUGGUGUCACUUAAGACACUGAUCAGGGUUGUGCGUGGUUGUCCUAGAAACCUGGCGCCAUAUCUUGACAAGGCUGUUAACUUUAUUUUGCAAAUCAUGGACCCCAGCAACUCGGUCAUGCGCAAAACUUGUUAUCAGAGCUCGAUGGCUGCUCUAAAGGAAGUGGUGCAUGUAUUUCCAAUGGUAUCAUUAAAUGAUUCAUGGACCAGAUUGGCAGUUGGUGAUGUUAUUGGAGAGAUUAACAGUGCUAGCAUUCGUGUAUAUGAUCUACAAAGUGUUACAAAGAUUAAGGUUCUGGAUGCAACUGGACCUCCUGGACUUCCAAGUUUGCUUCCAGCAGGUUCAGAAAUGGCAUUAAGGAUUUCAAUAUCAGCUUUGAGCUUUUCCCCUGAUGGCGAGGGGGUGGUUGCCUUUUCUGAACAUGGCUUAAUGAUCCGGUGGUGGUCAUUGGGAUCUGUAUGGUGGGAGAAACUAAGCCGCAACUUUGUUCCUGUUCAAUGCACCAAAGUGAUAUUUGUUCCUCCAUGGGAAGGAUUCUCGCCCAAUUCUUUGAGGUUAAGUAUUAUGGCGAGUGCAACAGAACGUGAUAGGCAAGCGGACGUGCAGGACUAUGUAAGAGGCUUGAGUCAUGCAGACUUCUUGAAAAUUUUGAUUCACAGUCUCGAUCUUUCUUAUCGGCUAGAAUGGACUGACGAACGGAAAGUAAAACUCACACGACACGGCAAUGAGUUGGGAACUUUUCAAAUAUAAGCAUACUUUUGUGCAAUACCAAUUGGCAAGGCUUUCAAAGAAACAUCCUUGAAUAUUCAGAUUAGGAAGUUUCUUGAAGCCAUCAUGAACUUCCCAGUUCCCAUCCUCAUGCAUACUUAUUGAUAUCUCAAAGCUUUCGGACCGCGGUUCUGAAUUGCUAGUUGGCCAAUGCACAACAUGAUGAAUUUAAAGGGCAUCUUCUUGUGGCUUUCCCAGGAUAUAUCUUCAUUUGAUGUUGUUGCUUCGAGGGAGGAAGGAAAGAAGAAUAUGAUGUGUAUAUUUCUGGUCUGGUCAAGUUAUCAAUUCAUUCAUUCUUCUUCAUGAAAGUUUUCGAUAUUGUCUUCUUGUGAGUUACCGAUCUCAAGAUCCCCUUUUAUCGAGUCCCCAUGGGUAGUUAUUGCUAUAUUUGCAUAGCUUUUGUUAUCUAUGUAUUUCAUUUGAUUUAUAUGUUUUAGCAGUUUGUUUAUAGAAGUUGAAUGUAGUGUUCUCUUAUUUUCUGUUGUGAAACCCAAGCUUUAUCAUUUUACAGAGGAGUUCACUAUUGUUGUGUU